Sinocyclocheilus rhinocerous is the source of this 1118-nucleotide messenger RNA. Its product is annotated as glutathione S-transferase omega-1-like. Bases 142 to 864 code for a protein of 240 amino acids. The transcript is spliced from 7 exons. Gene Ontology annotation, biological process: glutathione metabolic process. Gene Ontology annotation, molecular function: glutathione transferase activity; glutathione dehydrogenase (ascorbate) activity. Lineage: Eukaryota; Metazoa; Chordata; Actinopteri; Cypriniformes; Cyprinidae. Gene Ontology annotation, cellular component: cytoplasm. The record is from RefSeq and is a predicted model, not a curated record.
UUUGAAGUUUAAUAACUGGAUCAUAGACUGUAUACAUGCUACCUUCCAAUAAAUAGACCAAGUUGUGUGGCAAGUCGUACAGUUCGACAGUCUUUGCAGGUCUAUUCGUCCACCACCACACCGCUCCUCCACCUUAAAAUAAUGGCAGCAUCUCAGAAAUGUCUUGGAAAAGGAAGCCCUGCUCCUAGCCCUGUGCCAAAGGACCAUAUACGGCUUUACAGCAUGAGAUUCUGCCCUUUUGCCCAACGGACAAGAUUGGUGCUCAAUGCCAAGAGAAUUAAACACGACAUUGUCAACAUCAAUUUGAAGAAUAAGCCUGAUUGGUUUUUGGAGAAAAAUCCUCUUGGUUUAGUGCCAACGCUGGAGACCCCGAGUGGUCAGGUGAUAUACGAGUCACCAAUCACCUGCGAAUACCUGGAUGAGGUCUAUCCUGAGAAAAAACUGCUCCCAUCUGACCCGUUUGAGAGAGCCCAACAGAAAAUGCUGUUGGAGCAUUUCUCAAAGGUGACUCCCUACUUCUAUAAGAUCCCUGUUGGCAAGACAAAAGGAGAAGAUGUGUCUGCAUUUGAAGCAGAACUUAAAGAGAAACUCGCCCAAUUUAAUGAGACCCUUGUCAACAAGAAGACCAAGUUUUUUGGAGGAGAUUCAAUAACAAUGAUUGACUACAUGAUGUGGCCAUGGUAUGAAAGGAUGGAGAUGAUGGACCUGAAGCACUGCUUGGACGGCACUCCUCAGCUGAAGAAGUGGACUGAACACAUGCUGGAGGAUCCUGCUGUACAAGCCACAAUGUUCAGCACAGACACCUACAAGGUGUUCUACAAAUCCUACAUGGAAGGAACCCCCGAUUAUGAUUAUGGUUUAUAGGAUAAAUCAUUGUUCUCUGGUAAAACACACGUCUGUUUUAACAGAAAACAUUUCAGAUGGUAUGUUAAUAUCCGUCCAUCUUUUAUACUGUGAUCCUGAUUAAUAUAAAAAGAGGAUUUCAUGCCUGAUACAUCAUUCUUUAUGUCCCUUUGACUUGUGGUUUGUAUAUCAAAAACAUAAAUCUAAACCUUUGAUCUUAAAAUCUUAUAUAACUGGUAGGGUUAUAGUGCCUGAGUGAUUUUUUUUUUUUUUUA